CUGAGGGCGAAUCGGAGUGGUCGCUUGACCUUAUGAAGCUGCUUUCAGCCAAGGAGAGUGCAUGUUCACGGGCCUUUGUGAUCGAAUCCACCGGUGGGAAUGUAUGGUUCAAUGGUUGGAAGAAGAUUCGAAAGAGGUUUGGUGAGUCCGUUGUGAAGUGCUCGGAGGGAAGCGCUACUUUGAAAGGGAGUAAGAAGCUGUUUGAGGACGGGGGGAGAAUAAAAAUCGAGUAUCUGAGAAUGUGGAAGACCGGAGGUGACUUUCUGAAGAAACUCUUGAUUGGAGUGUUAAAGAACCCGAAGAAGAUUCUUGACUUUAAUAGUUGGGGCUUGAGGUCGACGCUUCGGCUGUAUAGUGUUGUGAAAGACUUCCGAAGGAAGUCAACUCGUAAGUACCUACACCGUCUUUUAUCUCGAAGGAUCCGUGUACGUUUUGGACUGUAUAUGUCCGCAGAUUUGACGAUUCGUGUGAAGCAUGACGAUCGCCUGAAAGUUGUCGAAAUCAGGAAAGUGGUGAAUGAUGGAUUGAUGAGGUGUGAAAUCCCAGCGGCCUUUGAGGAACGGGCGAGGAAGAAGGUUAAGAUCGUAUCGACUAAAAAUCGAUCGAUCGGUGACCUUAUUCACAACCAGCGAGCGUUUGCAGCUCGUCAGGUAUCUAUCUACUGUUGCGCAGGGAAGACCUAUCCGCAUGUGGAGGGUCAUGUCUGUUUCAGAUUGAGCAAUGGGGCUACGCACCACAAAAUCCUUGCAAACGCCAACGACAUACCACGGGCCUGUGUUGCUGACCGAACGAGUGUUUUAGGACGGGAGUUGAGGGAAGGAUUUGCUAAUUGGAAGAACUUAAGAGGACCUUGUCCUGAGUUUGACCAUGAGCAUCUGCAAAGGUGUAUGGUGGAGGACGGGGGUGGCAACGAAAGGUUAACCAUGACAGAUGUUCAGAAGGUCAAGAAGCAGUUAGGUGAGUUUGUUCUUACUCCGUUGGAUCGUAAUCCAGGCGAUACACUCGUCACGUGUCCAGCUGUGUAUCAUUCGGCAAUGAUGGAUACGUUUGUCACGAGCACUGGUUAUCGGAUCGUUCAGCAAACCGAGGAGGAGAUACUGUUGAGGAUCAAGGAGGAUGUGGAUAGGUGUGGCCUGAAGCGAUUUGUUCGUUGGGACAGUAAGGGGGAGAUAGGAUGUGCUUAUGUCCUUCCGAAGCAUAAGGACAUCGAGCGUUUCCGCCCGAUCUGCCCAACCUUCAAAGAGCCUAUGGUGAAGACAGGGAGGUUGGUGGCAAAGGGGCUCAACCAUCUGCUUUUUCAUUUGCCCAUUGAUAUUCACUUUAACCUCCAAGCAGUGUCUCAUUUGGUCGGUAGGCUGCAGCGGGUGAAUAGGAAGGUGAAAGGCAUGAAAGCAAUUGGGGAAGUGAGAUCGGCGUCCUAUGACAUCAAGGAGAUGUUCAACAAACUGCCUCAUUCGAACAUCAAUGAAGCAGUAAGCUGGAUCAUCCAGUACCAUGAGGGGAAAGGGCAAUCAUUUGUGCGUGUCAACACAAGAGGGAAGGGUGCCUCCUUUGGUCUAACAAUUGGGGCAGACCAUUGGAGGAAAUUGGAGUUGAGGGACAUCGAGAGGUUUAUCCAGUUUGAGCUGGAGCAUACAUAUACGUCAGCGACUGGUUUUCUUCUCAGGCAGGUGGUUGGGAUACCAAUGGGUAAGAGUACGAGCCCCCCAUUGGCAUGUAUCCUGUGUGCAUUUGCGGAGGCGAGGUUCCUGUGCAGCCUGGGUAAGCUAAGGAAGAACGUAUUUGAAGUGAGAUUGGUUGACGAUGUCGUCCUCAUGACAGCCUUCCUUUCUGAGAAGGAACAUGGUAAGGUGUGUGGGCGCACCGUGGUGAUCUAUGAGAUGUUUGGGCUUCGCGAUUAUAUGUCGGAUCGUGACUUCGGUUUCGUGGCCGCGGACACACGUUAUGGUUAUCGCCACUAUGAGGUUGAUGCCAAUGGUUUAUUGGUACUACGUUUGGAGGUGGGGCUAAGGUAUGUGGGGGAUGAUCUACGCGAUGUCGCUGUCUUUGUUACGAAGGUGCAUGACGAUGUGCCAAAUCGACAUGUGGGCGGAGGUGACAACCUCAUUGAGAAGAUUAUUCGUUUGUUGUUGUCAUGCGUGGCAGAUGAGCAUGAUAGUCACUUGGCAGGGAUUGUCGAAUGAGAGGCGCUUCUAGAUGCACCGUUGGUGGGGCGCCCUUAUCUGCAUGGGGAGUUGCGUUUUGAU
Chara braunii is the source of this 2246-nucleotide messenger RNA. The record is from the annotation of a GenBank genome assembly. NCBI's taxonomy places the organism in Eukaryota, Viridiplantae, Streptophyta, Charophyceae, Charales, Characeae.